ACAUGUAUCUCUUGUUUUCUUACUCUCCAUUAGGAAACGUUAUUCUCUUCGGAAGCUUUGUUUGUUUGUUUUGCAGAAUAGGUUUUUGAGUGUUAAUAGGUCUCUCUUUCUGAAUUCUGCGGUAGUCGCAUACGUGCCUUGUUGAUGCAAACUCUCUACUUUUGCCUCUGUCUCUACUUUCCUCAUUCAUAUUGUAACUGUUAUAUCUUAAACCUAGGUUUUCGACGUAUUUUCACCGGUUUCCUAACCACGUUGUUGCACUUGCAUAUCCAUCAAGAAAAAUGAAUAAAUAAACUUCAAAAACAAAAUCUACUUGAGUAUGAAAAGAGAAAUUUUGCCUGAAGUACCAACAUCCAGAACAAAAAUCAGAUACCCACUCUACAAAGCACUUGAUGAAAAAAAUGCAGAAAACUAACUAUUAUUCAUACUGUAACCCCCCAGCUUAAGAGAAAUAGUAGAGGCGUAAUAUACAUACUUCUUAUUUUCCUAUAAAAGAACCUACCGCACAUACAAACUUAAAAUUACCUCUAUUGAAGAGUUUGUGUGAAGCAUGUUUACUUUACUUGAAUAUUUGAAUAUACGGUAAUUAAGCUUUGGUUGAAUAGUUCUUGCAAUUGAUUUUGGUAUAUUGUUUAUACAUAAACAAAUUAUAUCAGUAUAUUGUUCUCCACUUAGCAUAAGAAUGAAAAAAUUGUUUGUAUUCUUCUAUUAGAAAACUAAUGCUUCUUACAAAGCAAACGCCAGAAACUACAAGUUAGUGAAGCCUAGAGGGCAUAUGAAAAUCGUAGUUAGAAUACCUGAGUAUAUACUUGAAUAUUCAUCUGUUUGUGUUAGUCAGACUGGUUUAGCUGUACAACCUAAAUAUUUUUGUUUGAUAUUCUAGAAGUACAAUAAUUAAUGUAAAACCUUGGCUUAUGAGUUAAUUGCUGGCUUUGUAAAUAGACCAAAUUAGGAUCUAUUUGAAUAGUGGUGUGAGAACAAGGAUUUGUGACUUCAGGUUAUAUUUUCUUAAUCUCAGUAAUACAUUGACUACAUUUGCUCCCUGCUUUAGAUUGCCUUACAGCAAGGGUUCAUCUUAUAUUAUCAUUCAUAAAGCAUUAUGACUGUUAUUGGCAGAAGAAAAGGCUAUUUGAUUUGUGCUUUUCCCAGUUAUCUGGCCCCCUUUCGUUAUUGACUGCUUAAUGGGAUAAGCAACUGAACUGAACUCAACUAAGGGCCCUUUUGGAGGGCUGAAGCUUUGGUUGAGUUGCUUUCGUUGAAGUUCCAGCUUAUUGGAAAAAAUUCUGGUGUUUCUUUCUUCCCAGACAGUCCUCACUUUGUGUGCCACUCAAAAGUAGAUAGACUGAACAACAAACUAAUAUCAGAUGGCAGGUCCACCUAAUCUCAAACAACCCAAAAAUCCAAUCCCAUGGAGCUGCAACAAAGGAACAAGAGAUCAGUAAGUGAUACUUUUGAUCCUGAGUUGUGGUCAAUUCUUGAAUUUGCUAUUGACUUGCAUUAUAUGAGCUCGAAAAGAUCCUCUUUGGCCAAAGGUUCUCACUGUCCCAAGCAAAAUGAUGGCUCUGAAAGACAUAGUCCCAGCAGCACUGAAUGUUAUAAAUGCACAAUUUGUAUUGCUCGAUAAAGCAAAGAUAACAAUGGAAGGUCAACAAAAAACAUGCUUGGCACUAGUUGCAGAUGAGACUGCUGCUGUUCACUUUCAGCUAUGGGGGACAGAGUGUGAUGCCUUUGAGCCAGGUGAUAUAAUCCGUCUGACCAAUGGCAUUUUCUCUUACAAUCGGAACAAUCUUGUCUUGAGAGCUGGCAAGAGGGGGAAAGUAGUGAAGGUGGGGGAGUUCACUUUGGCAUUUGUUGAGACACCCAAUAUGAGUGAGAUCCGUUGGAGUCCUGACCCAAAUAAUUCUAAGAAAUUCAUACAGGAGUCUGUAAUUUCUCCAUACUCACGGAUUUUUCCACCAAUGCCUUAGAAUGGUCAAGAAAAACCUAUAGAUCAGAUGAGAUGGUUGGGUUCAGUUUUUCUUUUUCCUUUUUUGAAUUAAUAGAAACUCGUGUCAUCCCCAAGCUGACCCUAAAAAUUAAGAACGGAUUUUGUAACGUGGGACUGUGGACCAACAUAAAAAUUACUAUGGUUGGGUUGGACUCAAACUGGGUCAGCCUACUUGGGAAUAUCAUAUGAUUCCUUUUUUCAUUCAACAUCACAUCAAUCCUUCUGACAAAUUAUUUUUUAAAUGAUAUUGAUGUUCUUUUUCUUUUAUCCAUUUCCUUAGUGGGACCAUUACUUGAAUUAUGUAGAUCCAAUAAAUAAUGUCAAUAUGGUUGAGCAUGUUUA
Messenger RNA from Nelumbo nucifera (sacred lotus), 2329 nucleotides. The record is from RefSeq and is a predicted model, not a curated record. NCBI's taxonomy places the organism in Eukaryota, Viridiplantae, Streptophyta, Magnoliopsida, Proteales, Nelumbonaceae.